AACAAUGACAUUUUCAAAGUAGUUCAACUUCAACAAUAUUGGACUUUGGAUGAUGUUAUUCGGCUAGCAUUGAAGGUUGAAAAGCAAAUCUCAAAGAAAAAUAUUACUUUUGCUUCAAAACCACGAGAUUUUGAAGCUAGCCAAGGGACCCAAGCUUUAAAGAUUGUUGCUGAGACACCUACCAAAGUUGAGAAGGAAGCUAGUUCAAGCCGUCCAGCCCAGCCUAACACUCGAAAGUGUUUAAGUGUCAAGGAUUUGAUCACAUCGCCUUCGACUGAUUCAAUAGGAGAAUUAUCACCAUUAUCGGAGAAGAGAUUCAUGAAGUCUUAGAUAGUGAAGCAGAAAAGGAGAUUAGUGAUGAGAUUGAGCCACAACUUGAGAAAGAACUCAUCGCAGCUGACCAUGGAGAAUCUUUGGUUGUGCGUCGAAGUUCUCAUGAUAUCAUAACCAAGGAUGAAGAUUGGCUCCGACAUCACAUCUUUCAUACUAGAUGUACUUCUCGAGGGAAAGUUUGCAAUAUCAUCAUUACAGUGAAAGUUGUGAGAAUGUUGUGUUUAGUUAUAUAGUUGAAAAGCUAGGACUGCCAAUCAAAGAUCUUGCCCAUCCAUACAAGUUACAAUGGUUACGAAAGGGAAACGAGGUAAAAGCAAUCAAACGUUGCCUUGUCUCUUUUUCUAUUGGUAAUAGGUACCAAGACGAAGUAUGGUGUGAUGUUAUUCCUAUGGAUACUUGUCACUUAUUACUUGGUCGCCAUUGGCAAUUUGAUCGAAAAGAUAUCCAUGAUAGCCAUGCCAACACCUACUUGUUUGUGAAAGAUGGUGUGAAGGUCAAGCUCACUCUCCUGAAACCUGAAGAGACACGUGAAAAGAAAGAUGAUGACAAGGCUUUAAUCUCCAGAUCAACCUUUCAGAAGUUGCAUCAAGAAUCAAGGACAGUUUGUCUCUUGUUAUUAUCUAAAGUGAAUGAUGCUACUUCCCCUUUUCCAGAGGAUAUUCGAUCUUUCCUUGAAGAAUUUUCUAAUGUUGCUCUUGAUGAGACCCUUUAUGGAUUACCGCGAACUCAACGAAGCAAGGAUUCUAACAUGGUUGUGCCUACAAGACCAGACUUCUAGGUGACUAUGGAGUCUCUGCUACUUUUAAUGUUGCUAACUUAUCUCCUUACCAUGAAGAUCAUAAGCAUUGAACUCAAACUUGAGGAUAAGUUUUCUCCAACCAGGGGAGAAUGCAUCAGGAAAAAACAAGAAGCAUGCAGAAGCUACUUUGCAGCACCAUUAGGCCGGUUGAGUGUUGCAUGAUGCUGUUAUGACUCCAAGGAUAUAUGUACCAGAAAAAGCACCUAAAAAAAAUUUGUAAUUUUAGGCUUUUAAUCAUUAUUAGUAAUUGUAGGUUAUUUCGUUGGAAUUUAUUAUUUUCAUUUGGAUUUGUAAGUGGCCAUUAUUGAUUUUUGGAUUUUUUGUUGUACUUAUUUUUAGUUAAUUUAAUUUUUGUAGUAAACUGGGGAUCGAUCU
Molecule: messenger RNA, 1507 nt
Organism: Rubroshorea leprosula
Lineage: Eukaryota; Viridiplantae; Streptophyta; Magnoliopsida; Malvales; Dipterocarpaceae
Source: the annotation of a GenBank genome assembly